UCUACUCCGUCUCCACCUCCGUCUCCAUCCCCAUCUCCACCUCACCAGCAGGCUCCCAAUCCGGCUGGGGCUUAUCUCAACAUUGUGAUUCGGUUUCGCCAGUUGAGCCCGCCGACUUUUACCAGGGUCGAAGGGCCCGAAGCAGUGGCAGAGUGGAUAUGUCAGUUAGAGCAGAAUUUCAAUUUGCUGCUGUGCACCGACGCCCAGAAGGAUGGAGCGCGCUUUCUAAGAUCUCAAGCAGAGAGCAGGAUCAGUCGAGGAGUACGAGCGAGAGUUCACCGCAUGAGCGCCUUUGCUCCACAUAUGGUGGACACCGACCUGAAGAAGGCCCACAAGUUUUGGGAUGGACUGAACCGAACUCUCCGUAUGCAUGUUGCCAGCAAGAGAAAUCUUUCUUUUGGUGAGACCGUUAUCCGAGCCGUCCAGCUUGAGAGUUAUCAGACUCUCGAUGCUUCCGUCCCUUAUGCUCAGCUAGUUCAGCCUAUUUCCUAUGCGCCGCCCGACUCUAGUUCGGGCAAGAGAAAGUUUGAUUCCCGCCGGGAUAACCGGAAAAGAAAGCAUGGGGCACCAGACCGCCGUGACAUUCCACCAGCUGCCCAUGGUCAGAACUCGAAAUGCUCCAAGUGUGGCCGCUAUCAUCAUGGAGAUUUACCACAGGCACCCCCACCACACCAGCAGAGGGCUGGGGGUCAGGCUCGUGUCUAUACCAUUGCUCACGACGAGGCAGCCAUCAACACAGGUACCAUGUCUGGCAUGAUUUUGUUAUCCAAUGUGCCUAUCUUUGCGUUAUGUGACACUGGAGCUACUCAUUCCUUUAUAUCAUCUCAAUGCUUGGAGGCCCUGUCUAUUGAUAAUGUGUGCAACUGUGAUCCUCUCGAGGUUAGCCUGGCCUCGAGAAAAAUUAUUAUCUCCGAUUCUAUGGUUCCUGGUCUCCAAGUUAGUAUUGGUGGGCAUGUUUUGGAGGCCGACUGCUAUGUUAUUGAAAUGCGGGACUUCGAUGUGAUCUUGGGCAUGGACUGGCUUACUCGCUAUCGAGCUGACAUUCGGUGCCAGGAGCGCGAAGUCAGUCUCAUCCCCAUUUCUGAUCAGCCUGUUAUUUUCUAUGGGGUGAAGUCGAGGACUGUGCCUCUAGUCAUCUCUUCUGUGCAAGCUAGGAAGAGCCUUUCCAAGGGUAGCUGUCAAGGCUAUCUCGUAUCUAUGGUAUCCGAGGAUGACUCUAAGAGGUCCCCGGAGAGAGUUUCUAUCGUUUGUGAGUACCUCGACGUUUUCCCCGAUGAACUGCCCGGAGGACCGCCCGACCGCCAAGUUAAGUUUACCAUUGAUCUAGUACCAGGAUCCGGCCCUGUUUCUAAGGCCCCUUAUCAUAUGGCGUCGAAGGAGCUUCAAGAGCUCAAGGCCCAGAUCCAGGAGUUGCUCAAGCUCGGUUUUAUUCGGCCGAGUGUUUCGCCGUGGGGAGCGCCCGUCCUAUUCGUGAAGAAGAAAGACGGAUCGAUGCGUAUGUGCAUUGAAUAUCGGGAGUUGAAUACUAAUACAA
This is a messenger RNA of Striga hermonthica, 1534 nucleotides long. Lineage: Eukaryota; Viridiplantae; Streptophyta; Magnoliopsida; Lamiales; Orobanchaceae. The record is from the annotation of a GenBank genome assembly.